AUGGCUCGCGUGCAGGUGGCUCUUCGCAUCCGUCCGAUGAGCGCGGCCGAGCUGGCGGAGGGGGCCAGGCCCAUCGCCCACUGCGUGGAUGAGCAGAUCGUGGUGCUGCGAGACCCCAUGGAAGACCGUGAUGAUGUCCUGCGUGCCAGCCGCUCCCGGGAGAAAUCCUACAUCUUUGAUGUGGCUUUCGACUCCACGGCCACCCAGCUGCGGGAGGAUGCCAGCGGCACCGUCCGGGUGGCUGGCAUCACCGAGGUCUCUGCCAUCAGCGCCGAGGAGUGCUGCACGCCACCGGGCAAAGGGAAGACCUACACCAUGCUGGGCACUGACAGUGAGCCUGGCAUCUGCGCCCGCACCCUGGGUGACCUCUUCCAGGCCAUCAAGGACACCAGCGGUGACACAGAGUACGAGGUCUCCAUGUCGUACCUCGAGAUCUACAACGAGAUGAUCCGGGACCUGCUGAGCCCCUCGCUGGGCUGCCUGCAGCUGCGGGAGGAUCAGCACCGUGGGCAGAGGAUGAAGGAGGGAGCCCACAUCAACCGCUCGCUGCUGGCCCUGGGCAACUGCAUCAAAGCCCUGAGCGACCGGGCAAGGACCAAGUACAUCAACUAUCGCGACAGCAAGCUGACCCGCCUGCUCAAGGACUCGCUUGGGGGCAAGAGCCACACGGUGAUGAUCGCCCACAUCAGCCCGGCCAGCACCGCCUUCGAGGAGUCCCGCAGCACCCUCGCCUAUGCCCGCCGCGCCAAGAGCAUCCGCAGCACGGUGAGGCACAACCUGCUCAGCGUCUCAUCCCGCGUGGCACAGCAUGGCAGCGUCGUGGCUGACCUGCGCAGGGAGAUCCAGCGCCUCGUUCAGCUGCGUGGUGCCCGCUGCACCCACCCGGAGCUGGGCCCCGUACGGGAGGAGCUGCGGGGUGCCCUGCGCCACCUCCUCCUCCAGCUGGAGAGCACCCAGCUGCACACCCAGCACCUCCUCGCCCUCACCCGGUACAGGGGUGCAAACCCCCCCCCCAGGGAUGGGGGCCCCUGGUGA
This is a messenger RNA of Egretta garzetta (little egret), 1035 nucleotides long. RefSeq names its product kinesin family member 19 (gene KIF19). Gene Ontology annotation, biological process: microtubule-based movement. Gene Ontology annotation, molecular function: microtubule binding; ATP binding; microtubule motor activity. Lineage: Eukaryota; Metazoa; Chordata; Aves; Pelecaniformes; Ardeidae. The record is from RefSeq and is a predicted model, not a curated record.